UCGUUUCGUCCUUCCUAUAGAGCUCUUCAUUCUUCAUCUUCUUCCUCUAAUCAAGUAUGUUAGAUCUAAUCGUGUUAGAUCAUAGAGAAAGAAGAGAGAUUGAAUCAGUUUGAGAGAGGAGAGAGAGAGCUUGAGCGAUUGUAACACAUAUAGAAGUUUCACAAAGGUUCUAGUGGAUUUGCGGAGAAGAUUACUCCGGCGAGACGUUUCCCGUGAAAUCGUUAAAUCUGUGUGUUGUUGUGUUCUUGUUCGUUUUAUCUUUGUUUUCUGGUUUCUUUCGAUUCAAGUGAUUUGUGAGCUCAAUCGGCGGUAGAAACCUUGACAGAAUCAUUGACCUUUGUGAGCUCUGGAACUUUUCAUUCAAUCUGAAAUUGGUGUGUUCAAUGGAAAUGGCUAAAGAUGGGUAGAUUUGGUUUCUUUGGUGUCUCAUGAGCUAAAGACUAUGGUCCGAUUUUAACUGAGGAGUUUUAAGCUUUCUUCAUAAAGAUCAAACCUUUCCUGUCUUAAUACAAAACAAAACAAAAAAAAAGAAUAAAAUAAAAGAAUGAGAGUUUCCUCAUGUAUAGCGAAUCACGGUUCUGAGACGAAGUGGUACAAAUUGCCAUUUGGAGCAUUCUUGUCCACAUAAUCUACCUACCAGUCUACCACCAUUGACAAGCUUUAAACUUUUUAUGCAUAAAAAGGGGAGAUAACUUGUAUUCCGAGAGUGAGAGAUAGAGAUAUGUGGAAGAGCAUACGUGAAUUGAGUUGCGAUGAUUAUGUCAAAGCUGGAUUGACUUUGGAAGACGCCAAAGAAUUUGAAAAAUUGGUGAGUGAUGUGAUUUCAAAGACUAAAAAGACUGAUCCAAGAGAUCAGUGGAAGGCUUUGAUGGAUGAGAAUGUGCUUAAGCCAUGGCAUCCGCAUCCUCUGCAUCAGCUUCUCUAUUACUCUGUCUAUUCUAACUGGGACUCCUCUGUUCAUGGCCCCCCUCUCUAUUGGUUUCCUUCUCCAUCUCAGUCAAAAUCCACAAAUUUGGGGAAGCUGAUGGAAACUCACGGGUCAAGGCUUCUUGGUGCUUCAUAUAAAAACCCUCUUGAAAGUUUUGAACUUUUCCGGAGAUUCUCAGUUGAACACCCUCAAGUUUAUUGGUCACUCGUUAUCGAUGAGCUUUCACUCGUGUUUCGUUCUCCUCCUAGGUGCAUCCUUGACAAAUCAAAACUUGGAGGGACAUGGCUUCCUGAUGCAGUUCUGAAUAUUGCUGAAUGUUGUCUGAUGCCUUCAAGCCAUCCCAAAAAGGAUGAUGACAGUGUGGCGGUUGUAUGGCGAGAUGAAGGCUUUGAUGAUUCUCCAGUCAAUCAAAUGACAUUGAAAGAACUCCGCGAGCGAGUAACGUUGGCGGCAAAGGCGAUAGGUGGAAGUUUUGAAAAGGGUGACACUAUUGCAAUCGAUAUGCCAAUGACAGUUGAUGCAGUGAUUAUAUAUCUCGCAAUCAUAUUAGCCGGUUGCGUUGUUGUCUCCAUCGCAGACAGCUUUGCAGCUAAAGAAAUUGCAACACGGUUGAAAAUUUCUAAGGCAAAAGGCAUAUUCACUCAGGACUAUAUACUCAGAGGAGGUCGAAGAUUUCCUUUAUACAGCAAGGUGGUUGAAGCUGCUCCAUCUAAGGUCAUUGUCCUCCCCUCUUCAGGGACUGAAUUGUGUGUUCAGUUAAGAGAACAGGACAUACCAUGGAUGGAUUUCCUUUCCAACUGGAAAACACUUCUUAGUGGAGAUAACUACUAUCGUCCAAUUUAUCUACCUGUAGACGCUGUGAUUAACAUUCUCUUCUCAUCUGGAACGACAGGUGAACCGAAAGCUAUACCGUGGACACAGCUCUCGCCAAUUCGUAGUGCUUGUGAUGGAUGGGCUCAUGCUGAUGUCCAAGUGGGUAAUAUAUAUUGUUGGCCUACAAAUCUUGGAUGGGUAAUGGGACCAACUCUUAUAUUUUCCUGCUUUCUAACUGGUGCAACUCUGGCUCUCUACAACGGGUCUCCCCUUGGCUGGGGUUUUGGAAAGUUUGUUCAGGAUGCUGGAGUUACAGUUCUCGGUACUGUUCCAAGCUUGGUGAAAACUUGGAAGAGGAUCAACUGUAUGGAAGGGCUUAACUGGACAAAGAUAAAAUAUUUCGCCACCACAGGAGAAGCUUCCAAUGUUGAUGAUGUUCUCUGGCUUUCUUCUAAAGCUUAUUACAAACCUGUGAUUGAAUGCUGUGGAGGCACGGAACUGGCUUCUUCAUACAUCAUAGGAAGUCCGCUUCAGCCGCAAGCUUUUGGAGCAUUUAGUACACCGUCUAUGACAACUAGAAUUAUCAUCUUCGACGAAAAUGGUGUCCCAUAUCCGGAUGAUCAACCGUGUACUGGAGAAGUUGGUUUGUUCCCGCAGCACCUCGGGGCCACAGAUAGACUUCUGAAUGCAGACCAUGACGAGGUUUAUUUCAAGGGAAUGCCAAUGUACAAAGAAACACGACUUAGAAGACACGGUGACAUCCUGAGGCGAACGGUAGGAGGAUAUUACAAUGUUCAAGGCAGAGCUGAUGAUACCAUGAACCUUGGAGGCAUUAAGACGAGUUCUAUUGAGAUUGAGCGGGUGUGUGAUCAAGCUGAUGAGUGCAUCUCUGAGACGGCUGCAGUCAGUUUAGCCCCGCCAGACGGUGGUCCAGAGUUGCUGGUCAUAUUCACCGUCUUGAAAGAAGGGUUCAAGAAACAGAGUGAAGAAGAGCUAAAGAUGAAAUUUUCGAGAACCAUUCAAAGAGAUCUUAAUCCUCUCUUCAAGGUAAGUUUGGUGAAGAUUGUACCUGAGUUUCCAAGAACAGCUUCAAACAAGUUAUUGAGAAGAGUCUUGAGAGAUCAGAUGAAGAAGGAACUACUAUCCUUACGUAGUCGAAUAUGAAGCCUUGAUCUUUAAAGUUUAAUUAAGAAUGAAAACUGGAAAAAUAGUUGAUAUACAGUCUACAUGAUUGAUUGAGUUAUGCUCAUCCCAAAUAAUAAAAUCGACUAGAUUAAAUAAA
Capsella rubella is the source of this 3023-nucleotide messenger RNA. RefSeq names its product probable acyl-activating enzyme 18, peroxisomal. The record is from RefSeq and is a predicted model, not a curated record. Bases 722 to 2905 code for a protein of 727 amino acids. The transcript has 15 exons. NCBI's taxonomy places the organism in Eukaryota, Viridiplantae, Streptophyta, Magnoliopsida, Brassicales, Brassicaceae.